UGGUUACAAUGGUUUAGAUGGAUACCCUGGUAAACCAGGCCAGAAGGGGGACAAAGGGGAGACAGGUAAAAUUGGUCCUAUGGGAGACCAUGGCAAACCUGGGCUCCCUGGAAUGAAAGGAAAUCUAGGACGACAUGGUAUGGAUGGAAUUAAAGGUGAAACAGGAAGAGACGGAAUGAAAGGAGAACCAGGAUUAGAUGGUAACCAGAUUACAGGCAUCAAGGGUGAGAAGGGAAGUCCUGGAUUGUGUGAUCAACCUUGCAUUGAUGGCCUCCCAGGGGUAGAUGGAAAUGAUGGACAAGACGGUCAGCCAGGUGUAAAGGGAGAACAAGGACGAGAUGGUUUACCAGGAGAAAUGGGUCCUAAAGGAGACAGAGGAAUAAAUGGUUUACCUGGGGUUUUGGGUCCUAAAGGAGACAGGGGCCCUAAGGGUGAACAAGGCUUUGAAGGUGCCCCUGGUUUAGAUGGACUAAAUGGUGUAAAAGGCAGUAUGGGAACAUGUGAUAGUGUAUGUAAAGAUGGGCGUAAUGGAGAACCUGGUAGAGAUGGAGAGAAAGGAGAACCAGGGCUGGAUGGUUUAGAUGGACAGAAGGGCAGUAAAGGAGAGAUGGGAUACAGUGGAAGUCCAGGAUUUGCAGGAAUUAAAGUGAGCUUGUGUUUUGUAGGUCAUUGUCGCAUGAUGGCUGUGACUUUGAGCAUGGUAUUGACAUCAGCAGCAUGGUAUUGACAUCGGCAGCAUGGUGUAUCAACAUCUGGAGCAUGCUAAUGACAUUGAUGUCAUGGUUGCUACUCAGCAUGGAUCAAACCACAGUAUUAAUUGAUCAAUAUGUUCUUGUUUCAGUCUCAUGCAUGGCACUACGUAUAUCUUCAGUCUAGUCUGGUAUUUUUCUAGGAUUGCACAAAGCCUCUUUAUGGCCUCACUUAACCUUCACCUUUCUGCCUGCAUCUGUCAUUUCAGCACAUAGUUCAACUUUUAGUAUACUCUUGUAGUAUUGAGACAUCAGCACUUUUACCUCCUUGAUGAUCUCAUCAUGUUUGUUCAUUUAUUCAGCAC
Molecule: messenger RNA, 1054 nt
Organism: Owenia fusiformis
Lineage: Eukaryota; Metazoa; Annelida; Polychaeta; Sabellida; Oweniidae
Source: the annotation of a GenBank genome assembly